AUGAAGGAAGACGAGAAUGGGGACAGGAGAGGCUUCUUGGAUGAGUUAGCCAGUCAUCUUGACCAAAUUGCGUUGAAGUGCACCACUUCCGAAGAAGAGAAAAAAGAGAUUGAUGCAUAUCUCAGGUUUGCAAAAGACAAUUGUAAAGAUCAAGGAAAAAGUGCCAAAGCUUUCCUUGAGAGAAAAAUGCAUGACAAAGAGAACUGGGUAAACACCUAUGUUUUUAAGCAUCCUCACUUUGGAAAUCGCACUUCCAACCGUGCAGAAAGUUCACAUGCUUCUCUGAAGCAUGCCCUUGGAACUUCUUCUGGUAAACUGAAGACAGUUACCAUGAAAGUUGCCAAGUGGUCAAUGAUCGAAAGCGCAGAUUGA
Messenger RNA from Phycomyces blakesleeanus NRRL 1555(-), 372 nucleotides. RefSeq lists its product as hypothetical. The transcript is spliced from 3 exons. The coding region runs from base 1 to 372 and encodes 123 amino acids. NCBI's taxonomy places the organism in Eukaryota, Fungi, Mucoromycota, Mucoromycetes, Mucorales, Phycomycetaceae. The record is from RefSeq and is a predicted model, not a curated record.